Phyllopteryx taeniolatus (common seadragon) is the source of this 8782-nucleotide messenger RNA. It is a transcript of the gene caskin1, whose product is annotated as CASK interacting protein 1. The record is from RefSeq and is a predicted model, not a curated record. NCBI's taxonomy places the organism in Eukaryota, Metazoa, Chordata, Actinopteri, Syngnathiformes, Syngnathidae. The coding region runs from base 410 to 5140 and encodes 1576 amino acids. The transcript has 24 exons. Gene Ontology annotation, molecular function: protein binding.
UUUUCUCUCGCUCCUCGUUAGCAAAUCCGCACUCGGAACGAUGGCCGCAGCAGCCCCGCAGCCCGUUCACCGCGACGAGCACGAGAGCGCCGCUUGACGCGGAGCCGUCCGCUGUGAUAGAGCGCCUUUCGACCCUAACCCGACGACGUUUCAUGUGGUCGCCGGGGAGCCUUUCGCCGCCGACUCCAUUGGGGCGCGAAGGAGCCGCGGAGCUCGCGGCUCGCGACCGCCCGCGUCUGUCGGCGCCGCAGCGAGCAAGGCGGGCUGGGGGUGCGACAGCAUCCCUCCGUCCCCCCCGUCUUCUGCCGCCCUCACACCGUCGUAGGGCGCUCUCUGCGCGUGGGAAGGCCGCCCCGAAGCGCCCCUCUGUGGGAGGAUGUUGCGGGAGUAGCACGUCUCCGAGCGGAAGAUGGGGAAGGACCAGGAGCUGCUGCAGGCGGUGAAGACCGAGGACCUGCUCGCCGUGCAGAAGCUGCUGCAAAGGCCCCGGCCGGGGAAAGCAAAGUUGCUGGGAUCUGCAAAGAAAGUGAAUGUCAACUUCCAGGAUACAGAUGGAUUUUCCCCUCUGCAUCACGCAGCCCUCAACGGGAAUACGGAGCUUAUCGCUCUGUUGCUGGAGUCACAGGCGGCUGUUGACAUCAGAGACCAGAAAGGAAUGCGGCCACUGCACUACGCGGCCUGGCAGGGGAAGGCCGAGCCUAUGAAGACGCUCCUGAAAUCGGGUUCGUCUGUCAACAUCCAAUCGGACGAAGGGCAGAUUCCUCUCCAUCUGUCAGCGCAGCACGGCCAUUACGAUGUGUCUGAAAUGCUGCUGCAGCACCAGUCCAACCCGUGCAUUGUGGAUAAUGCGGGCAAAACACCUUUGGACCUAGCCUGUGAAUUCGGCAGAGUCGGGGUUGUCCAAUUAUUGCUGUCAAGUAACAUGUGUGCCGCUCUGCUGGAACCUAAGAAAGGAGAUACCACGGAUCCCAAUGGGACAUCUCCUCUACACUUGGCUGCCAAGAAUGGACACAUCGACAUCAUCAGACUGUUGAUCCAGUCGGGAAUAGACAUUAACCGACAGACCAAAGCCGGGACUGCCCUGCACGAGGCCGCCCUGUGCGGCAAGACUGAGGCAGUGAGACUCCUGCUGGAAAGUGGUAUCAACGCCACAGUGAGAAACACCUACAGCCAGACUGCGCUGGACAUUGUGUAUCAGUUCACUGCAACUCAAGCAAGCAAAGAGAUCAAGCAGCUACUACGGGAUGCGUCAGCUGCUCUUCAGGUUCGGGCUUUGAAAGAUUACUGCAACAAUUAUGACUUAACCAGCCUCAACAUCAAAGCAGGGGACGUCAUUACGGUGUUGGAGCAGCACCCUGAUGGACGGUGGAAAGGCUGUAUCCAUGACAACCGAACAGGAAAUGAUAGGGUGGGCUACUUCCCCUCCACCAUGGUGGAGGUCAUCAGCAAACGAACAGGUUUGGCCAGCACAGUCAUUUGCACUCAACAGUUUCAAAAGAUACCGCUGGUCGCCCCGGCGAUGGUUGCCCCUGCCAACGUGGUAGUCAACGGCAACGACACCACGUUCCAUCAGAUCCAUAUCCUGCCUCCACCGCCUCCUCCUCCACCACAUUCCCAUCAGCCACUGCUUCCACUUUUCACUUCCUUUGGCUAUAACAGGUCGCCCGUGACAACCCCACAGGGAGACACCCCCACUGCCCCAGGUUGUCGUGGCUCAGAGGCAAGUCCUCACAGCUCCCCCACUACGUCCUGUGGGCCCCACGGAGGCUCCAAUGAAGAGAUCUGGGUACUGCGCAAGCCUGUGGCAGGUGGAGACCGCAGCAGUUUAGGGAGUUCCGGCAGUGCGACCAGUGUGAGGUCAUCAGGCAGUGGCCAGAGUGCUGGAAGCGCUGCACACAUCCUCCAUGCGCAGGCCGAAGGGGUGAAGCUUCUAGCCACAGUCUUGUCUCAAUCUGCCAAAGCCAAGGAACAUCUGCUGGAGCAGUCCAAGUCUGUGGACCAGCCUGCAGUAGGUUCUGCCAGUUCUUCUCGGACAUCGAGCCUAUCGGGCUGCCCUCUCCAUGAAGCGCCGCCUUACGAUGCCGCAGCGAACAGGAAGGGGGAGGCGACAGGCGAGGGGAAGAGCUCAGAAGCAGUUGUCCAAUGGCUGAGUGACUUUCAGCUGCAGGUCUACGCUCCCAACUUCCUGGGCGCCGGGUAUGACUUGCCCACAAUUAGCCGAAUGACCCCCGAGGAUCUGACAGCCAUCGGAAUAACUAAACCAGGUCACAGAAAGAAGAUGACAACCGAGAUUAAUAAACUGAGUGUCACUGAGUGGCUGCCUGGGCACAAACCUGCCAGUCUUGGAGAGUGGUUGUGUGCUAUUGGUCUAAGUCAGUACCACCAAGUGUUAGUGCAGAACGGUUACGAAAACAUCGACUUCAUCACGGACGUCACUUGGGAGGACCUACAGGAAAUUGGUAUUACCAAACUGGGCCACCAGAAGAAGCUGAUGUUGGCAGUGAAGCGACUGGCUGAAAUGCAGCGCAACUCGGACGGGCGGGGCUCCCUCCGAAAGAAGCCUGCACCCAUCGCUCAGCAGCAGGAAGUGAUGUCGAUGGAAAGCCCUCCCCCGGAUGAUGUGAUGUCUCCAAAAAUGAGCACCUUCCAGGACAGCGAGUUGAGUAGCGAGCUGCAAAAUGCCAUGAGCCAUUCAGCUCAGGAGGUCAAAUCUCAGCCAACGCGUAGUCUCGACAAGGAUCCCGAUGAUGUGAACUCUGGAGGAGGAGGACCACCUAAGAAGGAGGCAAGGACAAUGAGGCAGCAGAGCAGCCAGGGAGGCACCUCCUCCCACAGGAGCAGCGUGUCUUCUCAAGGCAAACACCGUCACUGCCACUCCCAGCCCGCACCUCCCUACACACCACCUCACACUCCAACCAAGACCAGGACCUCAUCAUCUUCUUCCACCUCCUCCGUCCAGAGUACAUCCUCUCCCCAGUCCAAACACAGAGUGUCCCCCCAGUUCAUCCAAGGUGAACGACCUGUGUCACCACACUCACAUUGCGGCGCUCCAGUCCAGUCCCCGCAGCAGAAUCAAAUACACCAGAGCCACCCGCAUGAGAUCGGGGAUUGUGCACAAGCACAGGUCCUCCUCCUCCGCCUCCCGCCAGAGGCGGAGCUUGCAGACGGCGAUGCAGCAGACCCCUCAAAACUGCAAAAGAAGCGAGCCGACAGUCUCAACCGGCAUGCUGCUUCAGAUGGCGAGUGUGAUGAGAGGACGGGGGGAGGAAGAGGACGGGGUGGGGAAGAACAGAUCACCUCAGAGCGAGGCUCAAACGUUCGAGCAGAAGGUGGUAAAUACGCCACGGUAACCCACCGUGUCAGCCGCAGCCACUCUGUGCGCUACCAGGACAAAACCGUGACUCGCAACCAGCCGCAGUCCAUCGCUCUGCGCCAAAAGAAAAAGGGGCCGCCCCCACCGCCUCCCAAACGCUCGAGCUCGGCAAUAUCCACCUCGAACUCUAACCUGAGCGAAGGCAACACGCCAGCCCAAGUGCUGACGACCACCGAUGGGAUGCUGGAUGUGCCUUACCGCCAGCAACGACGGGCCAGCGACUUGGGAGUAUCUGUUGAAACAGGAGCUGUCGAAACAAACAGCAUGGGAAGUGUGAGGAGCAUUGCCGCCAUGCUGGAAAUGUCGUCCAUAGGGGGUGGAGCCAAAGGGAUGGCGCUGCAGAAGAACUUCCUGCAGGCAGGGAAAACACGCGAAACCAUCGGACUGGACGGCGAAGUCGUGAACCGACGACGGACCAUUAGUGGGCCAGUCACUGAGCUGGUGGCAGCUGCGAGGCGCCAGCAGCCGACGCUUUCUGUCGUUUCCCAGCCUGAAUGCUCCCCGCUCCCUGUAACUUCGUCCUCCCCCAAUCCAAGCCCCGGAGGAAGCGGCAGUUCUUCUGAAAACCUGCCCUUUGCAGAGGAGGGAAGCCUGACCAUCCGCCGACAAGUUCGAGGAGAAGGACAGUGUGUGUUUUGUGUCUGUCUGCAGAGUGACGGCGACGGACCCCAGGGAGAUGGCGGAUACACGGAGGAAGACAUCUCCCGGGUGGAAGCCACUGCGACCUUAAAGCGACGGCCCCGCAGCGCCAAGACUCACCCGAACGGGUCGGGCUUCACCCUCCAGGAGUCGUCCACCGUCAAACGGAGGCCCAAGAGUCGCGACAAGGAGCCGGAGGGCUUCGCAGACCUCGCGGGUCCGAACGGAGAACCCGCGGGUAACGGACCGCCAAACACCGCGCAGCCGGCACCUUACCAGAACGGCACAGCCACCGUGAAACGCCGCCCGGUGUCUGACGCCGGAGCGACGGAGCAGCCGCAACCGCAAUCCCAAGUGACUGCUGCUCCUCGAAGGGACAGUUUGGACGAAGGAGCUCCAGUGGGGAGUGAAGAAGCUCCAGUGAAAAAACCAAAGCCGCCAGUCUCCCCGAAGCCAGCGGUGGCACAGAUCAAGAGACACGGAGGCCCGCAGACAGCCUCGAACAAGAGAGUCCCUUUGCCGGGCCCGGGGACACCUGGCAGUCCAGUGGAAGGAAAAAAGAUUCCUCCUCCUGUCUCGCCAAAACCCGCCCCCCCGCCCACGGCACCGAAGCCAGCCAAGCCGAUCCCCUCGGCGACCGGCCCCCCUUCCCCGACUCCGGCAAAGCCGCACCCUGCGGCGGCCCGGCGGACCGGCUCGCCGCCCUCGCCGCCCGGCUCCAAGACCCCCAGUCCGCCGAACGUGAAGUUACCGAGCCCGUCCGCGCAAAGUCCGCACACCCCGCAGACGCCCACCACGCCGCAGACUCCUCAGACCCCCGCCACUCCCAGCCCACCGGUCAAGCCUCCUCGCUCCUCCAUCGGGGGCGUAUCUGUGGACAGCGGGAUGACGGCGGUCGGGACGAACACGCCGAUCUCCUCGACGGCAGACUUUGGUGCGGAUUCUUUGGUGCGUCAGAAGUUGGAUGAGACGAGCGCGUCGCUGGCUGCCGCCCUGCAGGCUGUGGAGGACAAAAUACUGCGGCAGGAGGAUUCCGUGACAGAGCAGAAGACCACCGUGAGCAUCCUCGACGACAUCGGCAGCAUGUUCGACGACCUGGCCGACCAGCUGGACGCCAUGUUGGAGUAAACCGCUCGGCACGUCACCGUGGCGACGCUGCACCCGAAGUGACUCGGAUGGCACAAUGGGCAAUUCAGCUCUCCGUCUCUUUUCUAGUCAUCCUUCGCUCACGGACUUCGCACUUUUCCUGUCUGUCCGGCGCUGCUCGAGGAAACCUCCGAUCCUCUUCUACGGGCGGAGCGUUGACAAAAAAGGAAGAGGAAGAAGAAGAGCAACAAAGAGAGGGAGCCUGCAAUCCAAGUAGACACGUGAACAAAAACAACCACGCUAAUAGCAACAGUGGGACGAACCAUUGUAUGGUAUGUGUACGUUCGAAGCACGGAGAGUUUCUAUCGACGGAAAACCCCCCUCCCGCAUUAGCACGCUAGUCUAUAAUCAUCGACAGAAAAUGAUGAAUCUCUGGCUCUUUGGAUUGAUGUCUCGGCUCCGUGUGGAAUUCUGACCUCUGGUGUUUUGGCCAUGCAAAAUGUAAACUAAUCUGUGACCAAAAGCGGAUCAUUCAGCUCCUGAAGUGUGUGUGUGCGUGUGUGUGAAAAGGGGACAGAGCGACAGGUGUGCGUGGGACUUUGAAGUUCCGCUUGCCUUUGCAUCACCUUUAAAAUACACACACAUGCAAACGUGGAGAAGCACAAUGGCCCAUGUGGUUAGCUCACACACACGCGUACACACACACACACACAAAGGAGCCUGCACAAUAUACAGAUGGAUGUGAGCGAACGGAAUCGGGGGCUACAGCAGGUGGUCCGUGAGAAAUAAAUGUUAGCUUUUUACAAAUGAAGGAUUCCAAGAAGCAUUUCAAAAAGACAAAGUGUUGAGUUCAACGCCCGCAAGGUUGAACGUGCUCAAAAGCAGCAUAAGCACCCAUCCCUGCUGUUACUUAUAUGCAGAAGGACAAGCUUGUGGCUCGCUCGUACGCCAUCAUACAAAACAGUACUUCCUAUUUUCGUUUUCGUGCGCUACAUCGAAUGUGGCUUUUAAGACGGUAACGCAGAGAAAUAUGCAUUUCGCUCGCUGUUUUUCCCGCAACACUAAAUUGAAUUGACAGUAAUAAAAAAAGUAAUAAAACUUUUGUGACGUACACACCUUGAUAUCUCUUAGCGUUUUGUCAGGCUGGGAAGGAGUCACUACAAGUGCAAAUUCAUCUUUGUGACCAGAUGGGCUAUCGGCAUCACUGCUCUGGGAAACCUCGUAUCCUCUAAAGGCCAAGAAUAAAGAUCAAGUCUUGUAAUAUGAAUGAGCUUAAACGCAAGCGUUCCAAGACCUUUAACGAACGAUUGAUCUUUGCUUAAGCCAGCCAACAUUGACUCAUUUGGUAACAUUGGUGACGUAAACGUAUUUCAUGCCAAUCUGUCGAUUUCAUCAUUUAACCUCAGUUUUAUUUAUAACCUAAAAAAGUCCAACAAAGGACUCUCAGGCCUCCAUUGUCGUAGACAGCGCAUCUGCGGCGGAUUCUGAUUUUCCAAGCUGGGCGUUCUGGCGCAACGAGGGUGUGUCCUGAGAGACGCACCUGCUGGAGUGACAAAUUGGUGGCAGAAAGUCGAUCUAAACUUAGGCCUGUCCUGGCGCAAGCUAGACCGCUGGUCUAAUGGGAGUUCGGUCAAUUUCAUCAGAGCGCAGGCAGACCGAUAUUUAAACAGCCGGCACUCGUCACCUACUCAGUCUGUAUUUAAUGAGGGCACCCGCUCACAUCACACUGGCCAAAAGGCGCGGAUGGCCGCAAUUACGCGUCGUCCACUUGAGAUGUCUCCGUCGAGCCUGUCAGUUGAGCCACAUUUAAAGGGGAUGAGAGGAGCCGCUUUGAUCGGCAGCGACUGAAGUUGGCCGGGAACACUCCCGCAGUGGCGCAGCCGCCCACGCCGGCAUGCUCUCGCCUACCAAAUGACCCGCACCGGGCUAACCGGCCCCUGGCACACAGUCGCGCCACAUGUACGCCGGUCGGUCACGAAAUAGGGCCCUUGGUGUUUUUCUCUCAAAGACACAAACUCGGCUUCCUUUUAAGUCUUUUCUUUCUCAUCCCGCAAACGCUUGCAAGCGCCCGCCCUGUGUCGCCAUGACAAUCUGCAUUAUCAUCAUCAUUCCCACCACCUCCAGUGGAGUUGCUAUGGUUACUGUGCAAUGUGGGUUUCGAAAUGUGUUAAGAUCGAGUGAGAGGCAGCAGAGAUCGGUGAAGAUGGAUGGUUUGUUUGAGCAACAUUAAAGACGUACUCUCUGACGCGACUGCCUAUUGACCGAUACUCUUACAAUGACUAUAUUUAUAAUCAAUCAUUUUUAGGAGCACGUGGUGCAAAAAUAAUUGACUUGCCGGAGUACCGCUUUAAAUUGCUUAAUCCAACCCGAAACUGCAUCCAAGCCAAAUUUUCAUGGUCCCAAAGCAGCCACUCUCCUUCUUCAGAGAAUAAUUGUGCUAUUUAAAUCACAUAGAGAUUCUAAUAUAUAUAUAUAUGGAUAUCUGCAACAAAAAUAGAAUUGUAUUUAUGGUGUAUGUGUCAACCUGAAGACUAUUUUUCAAAGUUAACAGAUCUAAUCUGAGUGUUGAAUUAAGUUGCUUCUCCAUGCUUCAGUGGUGCGAGCUGAUGACUUUUCGUACGGUUGCUUGUUGGGAUGUCGUUUUUGCCCACGUGUAUUCUAUUGUCCCACUGUAGCGACGUGUGUGUAUAAUACAAGCAACACUUCUUCUUUAACUCUUUUUCCUUUGGAUUUCAUGAAUGGCAGUUGUGUUCCUUUGAAACAUGUGCCUUGCUUUGUGUUUUUGCUCUGACUUUUAGUACACUAUAUGCGUAUAUGAACCAUAUUCCUCCAUUAAAUGAAUAUGUCAGCCUCUCACCUUCUCCUAUACAAUAUUUGACAUGUGUGUGUUUUUUUUUUUAUCUGACCUAAAAGGACCAUGAUGACAAGCAUGGCCUUUUUCAUCUUCAGGAACUAAUUUAAUUCACUCUACUUGAGGCUCACUUCACCUUUUAAACAGAAAAGUCUAAGCAGGCCCAGAGUAAACAUAAAUGGCGGAAUCGUCAGUAAGUAUGUUGAUUGCUAAUAUUAACUUCUUUGACAUCCCAAACAUUCAAAUGUUCCUAAAUGUAUGAUAUUUAUUUUGUUGUUGUUUUUUUUCCCAAACGCAGGUUAAACAAAUGUACUGUACCCAUCAAGCGUGUAGAAAGGGAAACUCCGACUUGCCAUGUCCAUGCCAGUGACCUUUCACCCUGUGCAGCCGCAGCUCUCAAUUAGGCGGUGUUUGUUUUCAAAUAUUGAAUAUGUUCUGCUCAUUGUGCUCAUCUGUUUUUUUUGUUGUUGUUGUUGUUGUUUUUUGAAGGCAUGUUGGGGUUGGAGUGUUUUUUUUUUUUUUUUGGGGUUAAAAAGACAGAUGGUAACAUUUGAUUUCUGUUCUUGAAAAAAACAAAAAAAAGCCGAGCCAUUUAAAAUCGAUUUCCUGCCUGUGCUGAUGUGAACAGAUGCCAGACUGGUGUGACGGACAGGAGGCCGAAUGUGUGUGCGCGUUUUUUGUUGCUCUGCUUUUGUGUGAAACGCGUGUGAGACUAGUGUGUGCGUGUGUGUGCGCGUGGAUGUUGCAGUGAGUGGCCAGUGGUUGGUGUGCUUGCAGUGACUGCAUCGUACGGCCAUCAGCUCUAAAUAAAUAAACGUUCUUUCCAAAGUGCA